AUGUCUGGCUAUGAACCAUGGAAACGACAUCUCGACGAUCUCACCAAAGACGCCAAUUCUUUCUCGCUGGCCUUCAUCCAGAACACGCUCGUGACGUUCCCCGAGGUCGUCAAGAACGCGUUGAUUCAAGAAGUGAGAGAUGCGCGAAUCGAUUUUGCAGUCGAUCAAUCCAUCUUGAAUCUGAGAGAACAGGCUCUCAUCAGCUUGCUAGACGCUGGUGCGCUCAACACGGAGCCAGGCGGUGCAUGGCAGCACGAUCCCACGACCAAGGAUGAGAUGUCUUUUGUGACACUGCGCACUCGUGUGUCCACUCAAAUCGCCGCCUCCACCAAGGUCUGUGGAUCCAACGAGCUCAGACAGCUUCAAGAUCUGGCGCACGAAAUCCAGCAGUAUGCCAACGACAAUCCGGUGUUGACUGGCACAAAUGUCUUCGCAUUCGUCCAAACCCACCAAGAUGCCAUCGUAAAGGGCAUGACUCCAUCCUUGCUCCACAAUAAAUUCACCCCAUUUGUGACGAUGUCGUCCGAUAUCCCCUUAACGAGCUUCAAAGACCCGCACACAUUCUUACUCGGCGCGUGUUGUUCGUCACACUUGACAGCAACGGUGUUCAACUAUUUCGGUGCCUGGGAAGAAGGCCUGAACAAGUUUGAUGCCGAUUAUGUACCGCAGAUGGUCAAGGAUCAUCGGCUCCCAUUCAUUGACAUGUUUCCCUGGCCAAAGAAGGACCCGGCCACCUUUGCCUCUGCUGUAGACUUUCUCCGCAAAUAUUUUUCCAUUGUCAACCCCCUGGUGGUCCUUACCCAUGGACAUGGUGUUUCCAGCACCGCCAUCGGUAACCUGCAACAUCCGCAUGGCCUUCAAAAAGGUGGUUUGCUGGACGCAAUUGGUCAAAUCCAUAUUAGCAACCAUACUUCGUCCACUGUCGACUCUGGAUAUUAUGUAGUGGUACCAUCCCUUCAUCCUGGCACUAUCGCUUAUCGGGGUACCGCUGCCAUUGAUACUACGAAGUCACUGUUCUAUAUGGGGGCAAUGGUUGGCUGGUUGGCGUACCAUGAAGCUCUUUCUCGAUCUCAUUCUACAGACGCCAAGAAGGCUAUCUGUGAACAGAUCGUGACUGCCGCCGAUGCCAAAGUUGGCAAGGACACAGCCUUCGGCAAGCGUCUCGAGGUGUUGAAGGUCAAGCUGAACGCUGAGCUAGCCAACCAGCGUAGAGGCCUGUUGACGAAGGCCGAAAAAUCUGCCCGACUAGCCGCAGCCAGAGCUGCAGCCAUGCAGUUGACUCAAGAGAGAUGGUCAAAGUCCGAUACUGCUCGCCCUUCGGGACAAGAUACCACUGCACUCAAACUCAAAUAUGUUGUAUACUCAGGCGCUAGAGGAGUCAUCAUGGUUACGCCCCUCACUGUUUGGACCCAAGCCCGCAAGGAACUUGAUGUCAUUCUGCAAUCUGGAUUUUGCUUCACUGUUCCCGAGUCCCAGGAGCGUACUGUGGAGGUCACAGCAAUUUACGACAAGCACGUUGCCGCCCUUCAGCACUCAGCUGCAAGCCUCGGCGACAAGACCAAAUUCGUGCAGUUCGCAAAGUCGUCAAAGGUUGUCCGAGGCAGUAGCUACUACCUCUCUAGUGCUACUGUCGACGAUGCAGUCAAAGAUCUCCCUAAUCUCAUUCGGUGUUUCCUCCCCGAUACCGUCACCGAUCCUUAUGCCGCCAAGUGGAGCCGGCAUCCCACGAAUACUAUGCAAACUGCUGCGAUCAAGGCUCUGAGAGCCUGGCUUAGAGAGGGGGCUGCAACUGCCACAAACAAUGAUAACGCAGCUGAUCUUGUGAGUGAUACAUGGGCCGAGCACAUGAACAGGAGAGACCCUGCUGUCUUCUCUCUCAUAGGAACACGCGGAAUCCAGGGUCAUAUCCAGACCAGUAUCUUCUCCACAGACGACGACCUCAAUGGUACGGAGAUCACGAUUAGAUCGCACAAUUCCAAUUGGGACGCCACUGUGAUCAAGCACAGUUUUUCGUGGAUGACAUCCAACGGUACUGUAGCCAGUAUGGACAAUCUUCCUUUGCCACGUACAGCUAUGCCUCAGACUGACCGCGACAAACGAUUUGUCUUCUUCGUUCCCGAAGGUAUCGAUAUCCGGGAUCAGGAUGGUACAUCUAUCGAUGCGUAUGAGUUGAAAGGUCGCAAACAGGCAGGAAAGCAGGCAGGGAAGCUCCGCACUCCUGUCUAUCCUACCAUUUCAAUCGCCACGCUUGUUGCCACUCUUCCUACUCAUCCCCACGGAAAGGAUUUUCUGAAGUUGUGGGAAGAUCAGACUGGACUGAAAGUCGACGAGGCUCUACAGUCCUCUCACCUGCAAAGCAUUGCUCCAUCAUCCGAUCAGGCCUUCAUCACUGCUGAGUACUUCGCUGAAAAUCCUUCCCGUGCUCUACCACUUUGCCAAGAGUACAAUGCCAACGCGAAGAGGGCUGUUCAGGCGCUGCUCCCUGCUUAUCCAGGUGACGGACUUUGGCUCAUGCAUGAAUUCUGGACGGAUGCCUAUCCGGAAGGCGGCGAGGUCCGCAUCACGAACCCGGCAGAGGACACCAGCGGAGAUUCGGUUUAUGACAAGCUGGCAGUCUUCUUGCAAAAGCCACUCUACCGUGAGCAUCCGUCUCUCCUAAGCUUGCGUGCUCUUGUCCAACUAUCCCGCAACGGUGGACUCGACAAGAAGAAGUCAACCUCUACGAUCAAGAGCUCAGCUGACGUACUGAGAGGGUUCACGAAGCCUCUCACAAUUUCUUCCCUACGGGUCAAGAUUAAUGGUAAAUCUGUGGUCACCGGAUUGACACGGUUCUCUAUCAACGCUGUUGCACCCAAUGGUGUUAUUGCAAGCGUUCCACCCCCAGUCUUGACCUCUGCUGAAGUCGACAUCACUGACGAGAAGCUCGACGAAGAGGAUGGAAGUGAGAGGGAGGAGGAUAGAAGCGAGAGGGAGGAGGAAAAUUUCGCAACUCAUACGAAGUUGGACGAGAUGGCAAGGAAGAGACCUCGAGAUGAAAGUGAAGAACGCGAGGUGAGGGACUUGCCAUCUCCAAGCCGUCGUCGCCUGACUUAG
Messenger RNA from Aureobasidium namibiae CBS 147.97, 3093 nucleotides. RefSeq lists its product as uncharacterized. The transcript has a single exon. The record is from RefSeq and is a predicted model, not a curated record. The coding region runs from base 1 to 3093 and encodes 1030 amino acids. NCBI's taxonomy places the organism in Eukaryota, Fungi, Ascomycota, Dothideomycetes, Dothideales, Saccotheciaceae.